Messenger RNA from Perkinsus marinus ATCC 50983, 1122 nucleotides. RefSeq lists its product as hypothetical. The transcript is spliced from 13 exons. Gene Ontology annotation, molecular function: protein binding. The record is from RefSeq and is a predicted model, not a curated record. Bases 1 to 1122 code for a protein of 373 amino acids. NCBI's taxonomy places the organism in Eukaryota, Perkinsozoa, Perkinsida, Perkinsidae.
AUGCCUUCUGUUUCUUAUGAACACGGCAAGAGAAGAGAGAAGAGCUCGGCACGGACGGUGAUAAAAGGCAAGGCCGCAAGGUUUGGUCGAAAAAUGAGGUUCGACCAGCUCGAGCAUAUGGUCCAGGGCCGAGCCCUAGGGCUGUUGCAUCGGAAGGAAGGGGGAAAGGGAAAGGGGGUCGUUGGUGAUAAUCUUGGGGCUUCAACGGAGGAUGAUGGAGUGGAGGCUGAUCGGUUGGAGAAGAUCAGAAUAGGAAGACAGAAGGUCCUGCGAGGAUUGCUGAUGAGCAAUAAUAGUUGGAUUAACGAGCAGGUCGUGUCUACUUCGGCGACUAGUAAAACGCGUGACAUCUCCGCGCCUGAAAACCAAUUCGGUGAGGCCCGACAGAAUAUCAGUCCAUCGAAAGUCGUUGAGGCGAGGCAUGCGGUGAUUUCGGUUGAAUAUGGCGGAGCGACGGGGUUGAUGACCAGACCGUUGUUGGCGAGGGGGAAGGGCGUUGGGGAGGUGAUGUCGCCUGUCAGUGGGCGUUCGGUGGAGGUGUCGAAAUCGGGAGGGGAGGGGAAUCGGUAUGUGAAGUAUUGGCAGGGGGCAGUAGCAGGGGACACAGCUCUGCAUAUGUGUGUGAGGGUUCGAGAUCGUUUGUUGAUCGCGAUGUUGUUAUUGAUGGGCGCGGAUGUGGAGGCUAGAAAUGCUGAGGGAAUCACUCCUGAGAAGGCGAUGAGAUUCAACCCGGGAGGAGGAGUAGCAAUGAGGAUGGACCUGUUGGACCCUCGCAUCGGUGGCAGAGGGUAUUUGGAAGGGCUUUAUGGUAGAGUGGUGAAGCCAGGUGGUGCCCGUGUUGGCGAGGGAGAUGACAAGGCGGUGUUGGGUAACGACUAUUUUGGUAGAGUGGCCGCUGCUGAGGCACAGUUGAAGUCGGUGAUAGCUGAAGGGACGUUGUGGCAAGAGGAAGUGUUGAUGUCGAUACAACGGUUUAGUGCGUAUAGGAAGCCACCACAUGAUGGUGUACAGCUGGAGAUCGCUGGAGAUGUCAUAGCUUCCCUUUGUCGGCAGGGUGGAGCUCGUUCAGUGCGCAUCUUCUGGUGGGGAUUUGGGGAUGUGAUGAUCGUUGUGGUGAUGUGA